This is a messenger RNA of Balaenoptera acutorostrata (minke whale), 540 nucleotides long. RefSeq names its product bolA-like protein 3. Lineage: Eukaryota; Metazoa; Chordata; Mammalia; Artiodactyla; Balaenopteridae. The transcript has 3 exons. Bases 1 to 510 code for a protein of 169 amino acids. The record is from RefSeq and is a predicted model, not a curated record.
AUGGCCGCCGCCUCCAAGAAAUGCAGGACCCGGCUCCCCUUUGUGGGCGGGGACGUCUCCCUGCAUCCUGAGCGGUUAUCACGCUGCCAGGGGACCGGGACGGCCCGUAUCGUCCAAGGAGCAGUGUGGAAUGAUGAACCAACCUCGGUUCCUCCGAAGGCAAAUGCCACCUUAGGGGAUGGGACAUGGAGCCCAGCCUCAGCAGCACCUCUGCUCUGUGGAACCUGCUGGCUUCCUCUUCUCCACUGUGCCCAGUGCAUGUUUGCCUCGCAGACUGAGGGGGAGCUCAAAGUGACCCGAAUUCUCAAAGAAAAGUUUCCUCGAGCUACAGCUAUCAAAGUCACUGACAUUUCAGGAGGCUGUGGGGCAAUGUAUGAAAUUCAAAUCAAAUCGGAAGAAUUUAAGGAGAAGAAAACUGUCCAGCAGCACCAGAUGGUACAUCAGGCACUAAAAGAAGAAAUCAAAUGUAUGCAUGGAUUGCGGAUAUUUACCUCUGUCCCCAAACACUGACCACGCCCUGGCUGCAUAGAUAUUGCUGCU